Messenger RNA from Tigriopus californicus, 1550 nucleotides. RefSeq lists its product as uncharacterized. Gene Ontology annotation, biological process: biosynthetic process. The coding region runs from base 235 to 1503 and encodes 422 amino acids. The transcript has a single exon. Lineage: Eukaryota; Metazoa; Arthropoda; Copepoda; Harpacticoida; Harpacticidae. Gene Ontology annotation, molecular function: pyridoxal phosphate binding; L-2-aminoadipate:2-oxoglutarate transaminase activity. The record is from RefSeq and is a predicted model, not a curated record.
AGACACCGUACACAAUGCACUCAGUGCAUGCACCAGGAUGAAGGGAGGACAUGUGCAAGAGAAGUCGCUAGUAGUGUUACCAUAUGAUUGUGCUCGUUUCUCGUUUGUACCUGGACGUACGUGCUCAUCUCAGAUGUAUUAAAACAUCACGUGGGAGUGGAACAGCACAUUUGAAGUCAGCUCAUUGGCCCAAAAGUCUAUGAGUGUGGCUUUCCCGUGUUGUGAUCUGACAUCAUGGAAGACGACGAUACUCUCUUCGAUCAGAAGCUCAAGAAUGACGAUGUCAGUCUCGUCAUUGGUGCCCCCGGAGCCUUCACUUUGAAGCGGGUGGUGGAAAUAUUUGAGAAAUCCUCAAUUCACCGAGCACAACAUGCUGCUUUGGAUUCUGCCAGUGGCAAUGGAGCUAUUUUUGAGUAUGGUCCUCGAGCGGGUUACAAGCCGUUCCUUGAGGUCCUCACCGAGUUCCUCACCGAGGAGUACCAGAGCCCCGUGGAUCGAAUGGACUUGCUCCUGACCCCUGGAGCCACUGUAGGACUUUGGCUGGCAGCCACGGCGCUCCUGCCUCCGGGUAAAGGCGUUGUUUUCAUGGAGUGCCCAUCCUACUUCAUCGCGUUGUCCAUUGUGGAGAAAGAUCUGGGACAUAAGCCCGUGGCUGUGUCCAUGGCCAAAGAUGGAACCGGAGUGGAUACAGACGAGCUGGAAAAGCUCAUGGCCAGAGAGUACGCCCAACGCUCGGAAGUCCCAGCGGGAAAAUUUUGGGCCAUGUAUUAUACCAUCCCGACGUUCCAUAAUCCAACGGGCGUGGUUUUCUCCCCCGAGCGCUCAAAGCGAGUGAUCCAAUUGGCUCGGAAGUACGAUGUGCUCGUGUUUUGCGAUGAUGUCUACAACCUCCUUCACUAUGGAGAGGGCUCUCAAUCACCCAAGCGAUUGUAUGCUUAUGAUGAUAAGUCGGAUCCCGACUACAAGGGUCACGUUAUUUCCAAUGGCUCCUUCUCCAAGAUUCUGGGACCCGGUUUCCGAAUCGGGUGGAUCGAGUGCUGUCGGGAAAUCCGAGAUCGACUCAAGGAUACCGGCAUCAUUGACAGUGGAGGCUCCAUGAAUAACGUCAUGGCGGGCGUGGUGGCCUCGGCCAUCACUUUGGGAUAUCAAAAGAAGCAUUUGGAGUUCCUUCGGAAGGAGUAUUUCCAGCGCAUCCACACCAUUUAUGAGGUCUUUGACAAAGAGUUGCCGGCGGGAUUCUGCUCGGUCAAACCCAAGGGCGGGUACUUUAUUUGGGUGAAUGGUCCCAGUGCGUGGAACUCGGAGAGCUUUGUCCAGUUCUGCCAAUCCAAGUACCAAGUGGGCGUGCUUCCUAGCGUGAGAUGCGGGAAAUUAGAGUCCGGACCCAUCACCAAUGCUCUUCGGAUUAGUUUUGCUUUUUACCAGUGUGAGCAAUUAAAGAACGGAAUCACAAAACUUUGUGCCGCUCUGAAGGAGUAUCUGAUCCAACAUCCAGUUGAAUAAGAUACACUCGAAAACUUGAAUAAAAGCUGUAAUUUUCUACAUCUAAA